This is a messenger RNA of Cannabis sativa, 1524 nucleotides long. RefSeq lists its product as uncharacterized. Lineage: Eukaryota; Viridiplantae; Streptophyta; Magnoliopsida; Rosales; Cannabaceae. The coding region runs from base 1 to 1524 and encodes 507 amino acids. Gene Ontology annotation, molecular function: nucleic acid binding; RNA-DNA hybrid ribonuclease activity. The transcript has 4 exons. The record is from RefSeq and is a predicted model, not a curated record.
AUGUAUCUGAGGCUUCCAAGUAUUGUUGGCCGCAAAAAGAACGCUGUUUUAGGAUUCCUUAAAGAGAGAAUGAGGAAGAGGAUCAAUGGAUGGGAGGGUAGAUUCUUAUCUCGAGCUGGGAAAGAGAUUCUCAUUAAGACCGUGGUUCAAUCUCUUCCUUCGUAUGAUAUGAACGUCUUCCUUUUUCCAAUUGGCACUUGCAAUGAACUAGAGCGGAUGAUUGCAAGCUUUUGGUGGAAAUCGAACAACUCUACAAGCAAUGGCAGCGGUAUCACUUGGAUGAGUUGGGACAAAAUGACAAAGUGCAACAAAGUUUUCAAAGCCAGAUACUAUCCUCAAGGUGAUUAUCUUUCGACGGAGCUUGGGUGGAACCCAAGCUUUAUAUGGAGUAGUAUCUUUGCUGCAAGAGAUACAGUAAAACUUGGUCUGAGGAAAAGAAUUGGCUCUGGUACUACAAUGCAAAUUACUACAGACCCUUGGCUUCCUGUUAUUGAUCACUCAGUACACGUUCCUAAGGUUCAUGGUCUUGAGAAUUUUACUGUCAACAGCCUCUUCCAAGUCAAUAAUCGUUGCUGGGAUAAGAAGAGCGGGUUCUACUCAGUUCGAAGUGCAUACAAUUUGCUUCAAGACCUUAAACACCAUUCGGACAACUCAGAGAUAAAUGUGUUUUGGAAGAAUCUCUGGACCCUCAAAGUGCCUCCUAAGGCCAAGGAUCUUGUAUGGAGGGCGGCUUCAAAUUGUCUUGCAACUAAAAGGAACUUGUGUAUUAAGAAGGUAUUGGUUGAUAGUACUUGUCCUAUGUGUGGCGUCUUUGCUGAAACAGAAUGGCACAUUCUGGUGUCUUGUGAUUUCGCCUGGUCUUGCCUGGGAUAUGCUGGUUUAGCUGCUGUGGGGAGAGAUUCUUUUACUUCUCUGCUGUCUUGGCUAGAUGCUACUGCUAGGCGUGUGAGCAGUGAGACUCUUGAUCAAUGGGUAAAUGCUCAAGGAAAGGGUAACAUUCCCUUGUUGUCUCCUCUCAAAGAUGGAGAUGGUGCUGAGCAGUGGAUAAAACCGUCUUCAGGUAUCAAACUCAAUGUCGACGGUGCCAUUUUUGCUUCUCUUCUCAAGCAUGGCUUCGGGUGUGUGGUUAGGAACACAGAUGGUGGACUGGUCUCUGCUUUUGCAGGGGUUAAAAAUGGCUCUGUGACUCCCGAAUUGGCUGAAAUCAUUAGCAUUAGGGAAGCUUUAAGUUGGCUCAAAAAUCAUGCUUUCUCACGGGCUACUCUUGAGACGGAUAGUCUUGUUUGUGUUAAGGCUAUUCGGAGUGAAGAAACUUUUUCUUCUACAUUCGGAUUGGUGGUUGAUGAUUGCAAAAAUAUCCUUAAAAAUUUGUUCAAUGUUUCGAUUUUGUUUGUUAAGCGUUCUGCGAAUCGUGCUGUGCACUUUGUUGCCCAGCACUCUGUUUCUUUAGCUGAACGUAUGUUUUCCAUUAACAGUGUUUCUUUGAAUCUUAUGUCUAUCCUUGCGAGUGAUUGCUCAAUCUAA